GGAGGCUGAGGAGGAGAAUCCUGUGAACCCGGGAGGCGGAGGCUGCAGUGAGCCGAGAUCGUGCCACUGCACUCCAGCCUGGGAGACAAGAGCAAGACUCCGUCUCAAACGAGAAAAUGCUUGCAAAUAACCUGAAACCGCGGAACACUAUUCUUUUUAAAACAAGAUGUUUUAAAUAGGUCGUGAAAGUGGGCUUAAUGUUAUACUGCCUUAUUCCAGUGACAAAUAUUCAUCAUGUGUAAAAUGAGAGAAAUGAAAUGUUAUUAACACAAAGAUGUGAGACUUCCAUGAGAAGAGACGGUACCCUGUCUUAAGCGCCCACCAAGUCGCGAGGAUCCUUUUCCUGGUUAAGGCCUGGCCACAGCGAAAGAACCCUAGGCCCAGGGAGGGCCCCGAGAUUUCAGAUCCCGGGGCCCGGCUGUGCAGGUGGACCUCGCGGAAGGGGCGCUGGGGGCGGUAGGUCGAGAGCAGCCGACAGGGCUCCCACUGGCGCACCUGUUCACUUAACGGGGACCGCCGCCGCAUCCCCUCCCCAGCUAGUCGGUCCUUUCCGGAAGUUCCACCUCCCUAAAUUUUUUCCGGUUCCGCUUACUCCUUCCGGUCACCAUGGCGACCAGGCGCCUUGGGGUGGGGGAGACCCUAGGGGCCCUCAACGCGGCCCUGGGGCCAGGCGGUCCGGUGUGGAUCAAGGAGACGCGCACCCGCCACCUGCGUUCCCGAGACUUUCUAGCACCGCACCGCGCGCUGCAGGCGCGCUUCGAUGACGGCCAGGUUCCGGAGCGUUUUCUCCAAGCCCUCGCCUGCCUGCAGGGCCCUGGUGUGGCCCCGGUGCUGCGCUGCGCGCCGACCCCCGCGGGUCUGUCUCUCCAACUGCAGCGGCCCGCCGUCUUCGAGCGCGUCCUCAGCGCCGUGGCCGCCUAUGCCACGCCCGCCUCGCCUGCCUCGCUGGGCCAGCGAGUCUUACUACACUGCCCAGCACUGCGCAGCUCCCCCUGCGCACUCCGCUUGAGCCAGCUGCGUACGGUGCUCGUGGCCGAUCACCUGGCGCGAGCCCUGCGCGCUCACGGGGUGUGCGUGCGCCUAGUGCCAGCUGUGCGGGAUCCGCACAUGCUGACCUUCCUGCAGCAACUGCGGGUGGACUGGCCCGCUGCCUCGGAGAGAGCUUCCUCCCACACCCUGAGGAGCCACGCCCUUGAAGAACUUACCUCUGCUAAUGACGGGAGGACACUGUCCCCUGGCAUCCUAGGCAGACUGUGUCUGAAGGAGCUGGUGGAAGAACAGGGCCACACAGCUGGCUAUGACCCCAACCUGGACAACUGUCUGGUGACUGAGGAUCUCCUCUCUGUGCUGGCUGAACUGCAAGAGGCCCUAUGGCAUUGGCCCGAGGACAGCCACCCAGGCCUGGCUGGGGCCCCAGAUACUGGUACAGAUGGCUGCCUGGUUGUACAUGUUGUUAGCUGUGAGGAGGAGUUCCAGCAACAGAAGUUGGACCUGCUUUGGCAGAAGUUGGUUGACAAGGCUCCACUCAGACAGAAGCACCUCAUCUGUGGCCCUGUGAAAGUAGCUGGUGCACCUGGCACUCUGAUGACUGCCCCUGAGUACUACGAGUUCCGGCAUGCCCAGGUGUGCAAGGCCUCAGCACUGAAGCAUGGUGGGGAUCUGGCACAAGACCCAGCCUGGACAGAGAUCUUCGGUGUUCUCUCUGUGGCCACCAUCAAGUUUGAGAUGCUGAGCACAGCCCCUCAGAAUCAGCUCUUCCUGGCUCUGGCUGACAGCAGUAUCUCCACGAAGGGCACAAAGAGUGGCACCUUUGUCAUGUAUAAUUGUGCCCGUCUUGCCACACUCUUUGAGAGUUACAAGUGUAGUAUGGAACAAGGUCUGUACCCCACUUUUCCUCCUGUGAGCAGUCUGGACUUCUCACUGCUACAUGAUGAGGGUGAGUGGUUGUUGCUCUUCAACAGUAUCCUCCCCUUUCCGGAUCUGCUGAGCCGGACAGCAGUGCUGGACUGCACAGCCCCGGGGCUCCACAUUGCUGCACGCACAGAGAUGGUGAGGCACAGACAACCAGGACACUCUACACUCUAUUCUUUAUUCUGGCCUGGGGCACAAGAGCAAAGAGAUGGGCCAGUGACUCAGUUUCUGUCUCUAGAUAUGCAAGUUCCUGGUACAGCUCAGCAUGGAUUUCAGCUCCUACUACAACCGGGUACACAUCCUGGGGGAGCCUCGACCACACCUCUUUGGUCAGAUGUUUGUCCGCCUGCAGCUUCUGAGGGCUGUGCGUGAGGUGCUCCAUACUGGCCUGGCUAUGCUGGGUCUCCCUCCACUGAGCCACAUCUAAGGCCACAGAGGCUCCAAUACUUGGGAAUGUUCACCAAAUCAUCAACUGGAAAAAAAGCAAAAACCCACAGCCAAAAUAAAUUGGUACUCUUACAAA
Molecule: messenger RNA, 2434 nt
Organism: Nomascus leucogenys (northern white-cheeked gibbon)
Lineage: Eukaryota; Metazoa; Chordata; Mammalia; Primates; Hylobatidae
Gene: DALRD3
Product: DALR anticodon binding domain containing 3
Exons: 11
Coding region: 607-2283 (558 amino acids)
Biological process (GO): arginyl-tRNA aminoacylation; tRNA C3-cytosine methylation
Molecular function (GO): arginine-tRNA ligase activity; ATP binding; tRNA binding
Source: RefSeq, a predicted model, not a curated record